Molecule: messenger RNA, 3978 nt
Organism: Pseudopipra pipra
Lineage: Eukaryota; Metazoa; Chordata; Aves; Passeriformes; Pipridae
Gene: ABCG8
Product: ATP binding cassette subfamily G member 8
Exons: 13
Coding region: 154-2202 (682 amino acids)
Biological process (GO): transmembrane transport; cholesterol efflux; cholesterol homeostasis
Cellular component (GO): signaling receptor complex; plasma membrane
Molecular function (GO): cholesterol transfer activity; ABC-type transporter activity; ATP binding
Source: RefSeq, a predicted model, not a curated record
CGAGGUCAUGCCAGCUGCAGAGACACAGCAUGCCAGGAGAUAUGGUGCUGCAGUGAAGGUGCCCGGAAAGGACUGAGUUCCAAACCAAGAGGAGAAGGAUUUCUUUCAAAGAGACAAGUCAAACCACUGCAAGGAGUGAGACCUUCCACCACCAUGAUGAAGGAAACCACUGAAAAUGUCUCUCUGGAUGAUGCCGGCUGGAGCCAGGUGACAUUCAAGGGCUUGCCAACCAAGUCCCAGGAUGCUAUUUUUUCCUCUGAAGAAGAUAACAGUCUGUAUUUCACAUACAGUGGAAAAUCAAACGUUCUCGAGGUCAAAGAACUCAAUUACCAGGUUAACACAGCAUCCCAGAUUCCCUGGUAUGAAAACCUUGCACAGAUGAAAAUGCCCUGGACCUGGAAAUCGGAUCCCCAUUCUCGUGUGCCAAUAAUCCAGAAUCUGAAUUUAAAAGUUCGAAGUGGUCAGAUGCUGGCUAUUAUAGGAAGCACUGCUGGUGGAAAGACAUCCUUGCUUGACGUGAUAACCUGCCGGGAUCAUGGAGGCAAAAUCAAGUCUGGUCAAAUCCUGAUCAACAACGAACCCAGCACUCCCCAGCUUGUUAGGAAAUGCAUAGCACACGUGCGGCAGGAUGACCGACUGCUCCCCCACCUGACUGUCAGAGAAACACUAUUGUUCGUUGCCAAACUGCGCCUUCCGAAGUUUUUUUCAGACUCACAAAGGAAAAAAAGGGUAGAAGAUGUCAUAGCAGAGCUGCGCUUGCGCCAGUGUGCAAACACCAGGGUAGGGAACGAGUUCCUCCGUGGCGUUUCGGGAGGCGAGAGGCGGAGAGUGAGCAUCGGUGUGCAGCUGCUCUGGAACCCGGGAAUACUCAUACUUGAUGAACCCACAUCUGGACUGGACAGUUUUACUGCACAUAACCUCGUGAUAACAUUAUCCAGACUGGCCAGGGGAAACAGAUUGGUUCUUCUUUCACUUCAUCAGCCUCGGUCAGAUAUCUUCCAACUGUUUGAUUUAGUUCUUCUGAUGACUUCUGGACUCACUGCCUAUUGUGGAACAGCUAGAGACAUGGUCCAGUAUUUCACAGAACUAGGCUACCCCUGCCCAAGGUACAGCAAUCCUGCGGAUUUCUAUGUUGAUUUGACCAGUAUCGAUAAACAAACUGCAGAAAAGGAAAUGGAAAGCCGAAAAAGAGCAAAUACUCUUGCCAACUUGUUCCUAGAAAAAGUCAAACAUUUCGAUGACUUCUUAUGGAAAGUUACUGAAGGAGACAAUGUUGUGACCACGGUCAGCAACCAAAGGUCCCAUUUAAAUUCAGAAGAGGCUAUCAACAUGCCUCACCAUUCAAGUGAUCAGUUACCAGGAGCCUUAAAGCAGUUCACUGUAUUAUUAAGUCGUCAAGUCUCCAAUGACUUCCGAGACCUUUCAACGUUACUAAUCCAUGGACUUGAGGCCCUUCUUAUGUCAUUAUUAAUUGGAUUUUUGUACUAUGGCCAUGACAAAGAUGGACUCUCUAUUCGUGACACAACAGCACUGCUGUACAUGAUAGGUGCCCUAAUCCCAUUCACAAUAAUUCUGGAUGUUAUUGCCAAAUGCCAUUCAGAAAGAGCAAUGCUCUAUCAUGACUUGGAAGGUGGAAUGUACUCUGUUAGCCCAUACUUCUUUGCUAAGAUUUUGGGGGAGCUUCCAGAACACUGUGCUUUUGUUAUAAUUUAUGGAGUUCCCAUCUACUGGCUGGCAAACCUCAUUCCUGAACCAGAGCGUUUCCUGCUGAACUUCCUCUCGGUGUGGCUGGCUGUGUACAGUGCCCGUGCCAUGGCACUCUGGGUGGCAGCGCUGCUGCCGACCUUGCAGCUCUCGGCCUUCCUUGGCAACGUCCUUUUCACAUCGUUCUACCUGAGUGGUGGUUUUGUGAUAAGCCUGGAAGGUCUCUGGACAGUUCCCUUUUGGGUUUCUAAAAUCUCUUUCCUCAGAUGGAAUUUUCAAGGAAUGAUGCAAAUUCAGUUCACUGACCGGAAAUAUGAAAUGACUGUUGGAAACACUACUUUUCAAAUACCAGGGAAAUUUAUCAUUCAGUCUCUGGACUUGGACUCCCAUCCUCUCUACGUGAGCUACCUCAUCCUCAUUGGUAUCAUUUGCAGCUUCCUGCUUUUAUACUAUUUAUCUCUGCGCUUCAUCAAGCAGAAAUCAACCCAAGACUGGUAACAGCAGAGGAGGCAGCAGGUGACAGCGUCCCUUGCAGGAAGGUAGGGGAAGAACGAGCCCAAUUUUGGUCCCCCCGGCAGCCUCCCAGAAGAGGCGGGCGCCGGCAGCGCGGCUGCCACAGGAUGGCAGCAGAACCCCAGGAGUCGGGAUGCGGGCUGUGCGCCCCGCUAGGCUGCCACGGACAGCAGCUUCAGCCUGGGCUGGGGGUUCGGGGUGGGCUUUGGGCUUUUUGUUUGCUUGACACACGGUUUUCAUAGGUGACAAGGCAUACAUGAGUUCUCCACACCGGGAUAUAUUCUGAGCUAUGGGCGACCGAUUUAAAAGGACCCGUUGCACAUUGUAAGAGCUGAUAUUUUAGUAUAUAAUGUUUGAACAUAUAGUGAUCACAUACUUAAUUCAAAGAACUGCGAGAGAAAAGGAUCGAAACACUACUUUCUGUGGCAUAUAUGACAUUCAGCACUCACAAACACAGCACAGAGGAAAGCAACACAGAAGAUUUAACAGGUGCUUCAGGAGAACAUGUGCAAUGAUGGAAUACAGAACUGUUAACUACUCUGUGUUAUUUCUAAUUCCUUAUGUAUUUCAAAGCUUUGCCUUUAUAUUCCAGUUAGAUGCUGAUGAUGCCCAAAAUAGGUAGAGACGAUAACAAUAAAAUUAUUUCUAAUACAUACUAAUUGAUUGCUAUUAACAACAUCUUUCUCCCUGGCAGUACAAAUCAUAGCAAUUCACCAAGUUUGCUUCCUAAGGUUCUCAGGUAGAAAAUACCAACCUGCCCCUGAGUAAUUAAAAAUCUAACAAUGCAAUCUAUUAAAUGCUUGCAAUUGUGCACCUAGUUUUGCUCAGAAAAUUAGUAUCAGUAAAUAAAUGGGCAUAAUUCACACACAGUCACAGUAAGUGCAUGUACAAAUUAGGUGUACAGUUGUGAGCAUUUUGUAAGAUUAGCUUGCUGCUUUUAAAUGUUUAGAUGCAUAUCUCCGUUCUUAUAUGCAGAGACCCAAAGCAGAUCGACUACUUGACUUUCAUUUACAUGUUCCAUACAGUGGAAAACUCCUCCUGUAAUCGGCUAUAAUGACCCAGAUACUGUUAUGUAAAUCCCAAGGUUUGAUUUGGCUUUUUUUUUAAGAAUUAAGAAUGACAGAACAUCUAUAUUUUAUUGUUCAAUUUGGCAGUUAGGACUGCCACAUUACUUUCCACAGAUUCCACGAGGUAAUAUAUUCCCAGGAAGACCUCGGUCUAAAGAUAUUAAACAGGACUGAUAAAGUAAGAUCUUCAGCCCUAGGCAGUAGUAGGAAUCCAAAACACUCCAAGGUUCUUCUACCAUAUCUUUCUGGUUCUGCUGUAUUUGAUUUCAAAAAAACCCACUUGAUCUGAUUUCAGUGCCAUUUUGAAAUUAUCAGAUUUUCAUUGCCUUUUAAUGGCAAAGCCAAUUCUUUCAGUCCAAUUCAGCAUCAUUAAAUUGUCAGAAUAGCAGCUUCCUGUUUGAUUCUUAAUUAUUCCUUUUUAUUAUAUUUAAGACAUUUAAUUUUUUUUUAAUGGUUUACUCUUCUUUGUAAUGAUCUGUUGUGAUUAGAAUCUCUUUUAUAUUACACUGAAGUUUUAAGGGUAUAUAUUGGUACUUCUAGUCUAAACCUCUAUUUUCAAGGUAUUUAGAGGAUUAAAUUCUAGGCUGACUCUCUGUUGUGAAUUCACUUUGAUGUUUAAUAAAAAAAAAAGGAGAGACACAAUGGGAGAAAUUAAAGACAUAAGGGACAGCUCUGAAUUUUAGGGGCAUAUUGU